UCAUUUCAGUCCAACAUCAUGAAUUUCAAGCAACCAAUCUCGGGGCCGCAACGUAUCAGGACGGGCGAUGUUGGCCAUGCACACGUCCAUUGACGUUCGAUGCCGGGCUUACGGCUUACCUCACCUAGGACGGUCAUCCAUCCUUCGGCUCCCUCAUAUCUCCGAGGUUACUCUCCGGAUAUAUCUUGUCCAGUCCUCCGCUCUCGCCUCGCUUCAGACAUCUGACCCAAUCAUUGAGGGCCAUGGCGCCGCUCAAGGCUACUAGUAUCCCAUGCGUCUUUGAGGACAGGGAGAAUGAAUACAACACCUGGACCUGGAACUCUACGAUGUCGAAUGAUCCCGAGACGUACCAGCACUGCUUCGUCCGGACCCUGACGUACGUCAAGAACCUCCGUUCAACGGUGCUGCAUGAGUAUCUACAGGCCAUCGUCGAGCGAACCGACACCCAGAUGCCAGUCCGUACCCGACUCAUCGUCGAACGCCAGACCGACGGCGACAGGGUGAUCGUCGGGCGUUCAUCCUGGGCCACUUCGUCGGGCUCGGCCGGCUUCGUCAGCAACCUGUUCAAAAGCAGCAGCAGCAGCAGCAGCAGCAGCGGAGCCGAACAAGGUAGUCUCCCGCUGCCUCUAUAUUCGCUCAAGUUCGCCUCGGGCAAGUUCCCCGUGGCCAAGCUCGCCGAGAUCCUGCAACGGACGACCGACUCCGGCGGGGUGUAUAACCUUCUGCGCGGCAAGCACUGCUUCUGGUUCGCCAACAUCGUCUAUCAAUCUGCCAAGCUCGCCUUCCCAUGGGAGGAUGAAAGGAUCUGGCCCUGGGCCAUGUACCGGUGCUACGUCAAAAUCAUCGCGUGGCCCUGGACCAAGUCCAGGAUCGAGGACGCGGCAAAAGUCUUCAGCAAAGAGAUGGAGGAACGCAAAGAGAUGGAGGAGCCCAAAGAGAUAGAGGAGCGAAAAGAGAUAGAGGAGUGCAAAGAGCACUCGCCAGGAGACCCAGAUAAGCUCGCGGUAUGGCUGAGGACCAUCUAUGCGGAUGCAAUCCGCGGGGACGCUCACGAUGGAGCCGACGCGGAGCGAUGCAUCAAGGUAUACUUUAUAGUACUAGUACGAAUGAACACAAAGCAAAUUCUCCUGUUCCAUCUUUCUCUGACCGCCUGCCAGGAACAUCUAGAUACCCUUGUCUCCGGCGACCUGGACCUUGCUAACGUCGCCCAGGAGGUGGCCCCGUCGGAGCCCAGCCGGGAGAAGAGCGACGCCAGUCCCCUUGGUAUUGAAUCGGCGGGAAUGCACAGGUCCAUCAAUUCAAUCGGCAGCGAACGGAAGCGACAUGGAGGUCCCCAAGACCCCCGAGGUGAUCCGGCCGUUUGGCCUAACUCUCGGGCAAGUGAGGGACGUCGAUGAGGCCGUGCAGGUUAUGACCGGGCGUGUUUUGGACGGGCUUGAUGGCUCGGGUGAAACAAAUGGAAGUUGCGAGCAGUGGGAAGUACGGUAGUUGUAGAGGACCUUUUUUUCUUUUGCCUUUGAUAUCGGGGCGCCAUGCUCAAUCUUUUACCUCGGGCGGCCGGGCCUUGCACCCUGUAAAGAAGCAGCACUUUUGAUGUUGUGCAGGUGCUGCGGUAGGGCGCUGGCAUGGGGAGAAGGUUACCUAGGGAGACGAAUGCAUGCAUGUUGGGCUGGAAUAUGUAACUAUUGUAAAGUAUUGUACACUAGAGACAUGCCCUCUGGGUGCUUCUGGAGGGUGGCAGAUGGCUGAGGGUUGCCGAAAAGAGCGGGUCGAGAGCUGGCCAGGUCGCCAGGAUUGGCACCAAACAUG
This is a messenger RNA of Chaetomium strumarium, 1809 nucleotides long. RefSeq lists its product as uncharacterized. The transcript has 2 exons. The record is from RefSeq and is a predicted model, not a curated record. Bases 243 to 1397 code for a protein of 384 amino acids. NCBI's taxonomy places the organism in Eukaryota, Fungi, Ascomycota, Sordariomycetes, Sordariales, Chaetomiaceae.